GAAGAAGGGGGUGAACAUCCUGGGCGCCCAGACCAGCGAGCCGCGGCAGUGGGACGUCCGGCAGGAGAUGGGCGGCGGCGGGAAGCACACAACCACCACGGUGCUGUGCCAGCGCCUGGCGCCCGGCGCGCGCAACAGAAGCAGCAGCUCGUUCAGCGAGGUCGUGCGGAUGAACUUUGAGAUAGCCAGCUUCAGCAGCCUGUCGGGGACGCAGCCCAUCACCUGGCAGGUGGAGUACCCGCGGACAGCCACCACGGACACGGCCGUGUCCGAGAUCUUCGUCAGCCAGAAGGACCUGGUGGCCAUCGUCCCCCUGGCCACGGUGUCUGAAGGCUGUGAUGACGUGUUUGUCAAUGGCAAAGAGAUAAAAGGCAAGGUGGACGCGGUGGUGAACUUCACCUACCAGCACCUGAGCGCCCUCCUGCACAUCACCGUGUGGGUACCCCGGCUGCCCCUGCAGAUCGAGGUCUCGGACACAGAGCUGAGCCAGAUUAAAGGCUGGAGGGUCCCCAUCGUGGCCAGUAAGAGGCCCACGCGGGAGAGCGAGGACGAAGACGAGGAGGAGCGGCGGGGCCGGGGCUGCGCCCUGCAGUACCAGCACGCCACCGUGCGGGUCCUCACCCAGUUCGUGGCCGAGGGCGCCGGCCCGUGGGGCCAGCCCAGCCACCUGCUGGGCCCCGACCUGCAGGUGGACGUCACGCACCUGGUCGCAGAUUUCAUGAAGUUGGAGGAACCUCGUGUGGCCACGCUCCGGGACAACAGGGUCCUGGUGGGGCGGGAGGUCGGGAUGGCCACCAUCCAGGUAUUGUCCCCGCUGUCAGACUCCAUCCUGGCAGAGAAAACGGUCACCGUGUUAGAUGACAAGGUGUCGGUGACGGAGUUGGCCAUCCAGCUGGUGGCCGGGCUAUCUGUCACCCUCCACCCCAGCGCGGAGGACAGCAAGACCGUCACAGCUGUGGCCACGGCUCAGGAGCUCCUUCGGACUCCCAAGCAGGAAGCCGUGGUCAGCACGUGGCUCCACCUCAGUGAUGGCUCCGUGGCACCCCUUGACAUCUACGACCCCAGGGACUUCGCCCUGACAGCCACCUCCCUGGACGAGGCUGUCGUGUCCGUCCCCCGGGCCCACUCCCCCAGGUGGCCGGUUGUGAUGGCCGAGGGGGAAGGCCAGGGGCCACUGGUGCGCGUGGACAUGACCAUCGCGGAGGCCUGCCAGAAGUCCAAACGCAAGAGCAUCCUGGCCGUGGGCGUGGGCAGCGUCAGGGUCAAGUUCGGCCAGAACGACGCCGACUCCAGUCCCGGCGGGGACAAGGACGAGGGCGAGAUCAAGAACCACGCCAGCGACCGCCGGCAGAAGGCUCAGGAGCCCGAGGGGCCCCCGGGGGGCCGCUCAUCCCUGGAGCGCGAGGAGGGCCCUCUCCGCAGGGGUGGCACCACGGCCCGGCCGCUGCCGGACAGCCGGGUGGUGACGAGCGGCCGGCUGGACGCCGGCAGGCCCUCCGGGGAGGGGCCCCUGCAGCGCAUCCCGCUGGACUUCACCAACUUCCCGGCCCGAGUGGACCUGCCCAGCGCGGGGGGCGGGCUGGGGGCCAGCGACCUGGUGCAGACGCCGCGGGGCCUGAGCGACCUGGAGAUCGGCAUGUACGCCCUGCUGGGCGUCUUCUGCUUGGCCAUCCUCGUCUUCCUCAUCAACUGCGCCACGUUCGCCCUCAGGUUCCGGCACAAGCAGGUGCCGCUGGAAGGCCAGGCCUCCGUGACGCACUCGCACGACUGGGUGUGGCUGGGCAACGAGGCGGAGCUCCUGGAGCCCGCGGCCGAGGGGUCCCCGCCGGGGGAGGAGCACACGACAGUCCUGGACCGCGGCCCGGGGGGCAGCGAGGAGAGCGGCCGGCUGCUGCUGGAGGGCGGCGCCCCGCAGCACGUGCACGGCCAGGUGCACAGGCCAGACCCGGGGGGCGGGCGGGCCAGGGACCCGAAGCCCGAGCCCCUGCACUCGCCCACCUCCAAAAGGAAGAAGGUGAAGUUCACCACCUUCACCACCAUCCUGCCAGACAGCGGCUGCCCCACCGUGGACUCCAUCCUGGGCGGCGGGGGUGAGGACAUCAAGUGGGUGUGCCAGGCCGCGGGCGCCCCCCCAGAGCUCAGAAACUACCUGGAGAAAUUCAAGGAACAGGCGUAGGCCCCUCGCUGGGCUCCGGGUCGCGUCUGGCUCCAGGAGGGCCCUGCCGUCAGGCCCACAAGUCCUGGAGCCUCAGAGAGGGGCCGCGGGUC
This is a messenger RNA of Suricata suricatta (meerkat), 2268 nucleotides long. RefSeq names its product transmembrane protein 132C-like. Lineage: Eukaryota; Metazoa; Chordata; Mammalia; Carnivora; Herpestidae. The coding region runs from base 68 to 2176 and encodes 702 amino acids. The record is from RefSeq and is a predicted model, not a curated record. The transcript has 6 exons.